This is a messenger RNA of Phycodurus eques (leafy seadragon), 4396 nucleotides long. RefSeq names its product regulator of G protein signaling 19 (gene rgs19). Bases 177 to 926 code for a protein of 249 amino acids. NCBI's taxonomy places the organism in Eukaryota, Metazoa, Chordata, Actinopteri, Syngnathiformes, Syngnathidae. The record is from RefSeq and is a predicted model, not a curated record. The transcript has 5 exons.
CUCUCUCCCGGGUUGGGAAAACCCCGAGCAAGAGGAGAGCCGGUAGCGAGGAAGAGGACUCAUUCCUCUGGUUCCGACAAGGCAGCUGAGACAUUUUAUGAAAAAAAAAUCUGGAAAUGGUAAAGGAAUAAAAAAAAGUCGACUCUCGCCGCGGAAGAGAAGAAGGAUAAAGGCGGAUGUGCCUCCGACUGCGCCGCGAAUGUCGCCCCCCGGACCUCCUUAAUGCCAAGAUUUACACAGGUCCGAUUCCGGCCGAGCGAGAGGGUGAGCUGGCCAUGGGGGUGGGUCGCAGUGAAGCCUCUCCGCUGAGCGGGCCAGUGGGGCAAGGCCUCAACACAACCCAGAAUUCCCAGCGACCAAGCGCCUGCUGCUUCUGCUGGUGCUGCUGUUGUAGCUGUUCAUGUCUUACCAUCAGGAAUGAAGAUGAGAGGAGGAGGCACAGGAGGAAGAGGAUAUCACAGGACAACAAGAUGGAAACAAUACCAAACUGUGAAGCUUGUAGCACCAAACCCUCAGUGGAGGAAAUGCAGCUCUGGUCUCAAUCUUUCGACAAGCUGAUGAGGAACCCGGCGGGUCGCAAUGUUUUUCGGGAGUUUUUGCGCACAGAGUACAGUGAGGAGAACAUGCUGUUCUGGCUGGCCUGUGAAGACCUCAAACAGGAAAUUAACAAGAACAUCAUUGAGGAGAAGGUGCGCUCCAUCUACGAGGACUACAUUUCCAUACUGUCACCAAAAGAGGUGAGUCUGGACGCUCGCGUACGGGAGGUGAUCAACAGGAAGCUGCAGGACCCGACACCUCAGACUUUCGAGGACGCCCAGUUGCAGAUCUACACACUGAUGCACAGGGACUCCUACCCACGAUUCCUCUCCUCCACCAUCUACAAAUCACUCUUUCACGGGAACUCACGGAGCUCCUCUGAGUCCUAGUCCAGCACUGUCCUACACGCUUCCCUUCUGACCAUUUCUUAUCCCUACAGGUGAUACUGCCCUUACCCCAAAUCUAUGCCAUGACUGCCAAGACUUUACAAUGGCCAAGACACCUCAAGUCCGCCUCUGUCCCAUCCACCCUCUUGUGCAUUUCCCCUUUUUCACAUUCACAUCUUCCUUUUUAGUCUGUUUUUUCAUUCUCUUACGUUAAGGACAAAUCCAAACCAGAGGUACUCUCACAAAACCAUGAACAAUUGAUUGAUAAGGCCAGAGAGCAUUCAGUCUAACCACGUUACACAGCCUCUGCCCACUGUACUUGUGGCAGUGCUUAAAUGAUUGUUUGAUGAUUCUUUUUUAUGUUUUAGAACUGGAACUGACCCCUGCUUGUCGGUGAUGACACCUUGUCAUCUGACAUACUUUUGAUAGUCUUUAUAAACGGUACGGAACAUUUUUAGUCAAUCCGCGUGAAUUAGUGCUUCAUAUUUCCAUGUUUGAGGACAGCAUGUCGAAAUGAAGAAGUUGCUAACUUCGUUGAGCUGAAACUGAAGGAUUCUGCCUUAUACUGCAUUGACUCACGGUCGCCAACCAGUGGAAUAAAGUUGUAUUACAAGAGAAGACCCACCAGCGCUACGGUAGCUUAGUGAGGCUAUAAUUAAUGUCAAUACAAUGUGUACUGUAAUGGAGCUAAAAGUACCCCCAGACACAAAGUAUUAAUGUAGUAUAAUACUAUCAUUAUAGUAUUUAAAUUUAGAAUAGUAUUAUUCAAUGCGGGCAGCAUUGUGGUUGAGUGGUUAGCACGCCAGCCUCACAGUUCUGAUGUUUGGCAUUCAAAUCUCAGCCCUGGCCUUCCUGUGUUGAGUUUGCGUGAGUUUUCUCCGAGUACUACAGUUUCUUCCUCCAUUCCCAAAACAUACGUUAGGUUCACUGAAGACUCUAAAUUUGGGGGUUUUAAAUGGAGCCUUCUAUUCCAAUUAGAAUUGGUUUAGAAGCCCAAACUGAGUGAAAAUGCUCCAUAUAAACACCUCAAUUGAAAUAAACAGACCGAAUCCGAAUGGACUUUCAUUCAGUUUCACAGGGGCGGAACAUUCCUUUUGCCAAACCGAUCGGAAUUCAAAUUUUAUAAACCAUGAAUUGGAAAGGAGCCGGGCUGCGCUCUGUCUGUGCAUGCUCUCUGUUGACGUAAAUGUGCGGUGACGUCAUCGUUUACACACGGAAACAAGGCGCCUCCCAACCAGAGCUCUUAUGCGACGGAUAUCUUUUGAACUACAUGCAACUUGUUUUGCUCAAGCUGUUGUAGAAUCCCAACUGCUGUGAUAAAUAGACGACGGACCUCCAUCUUGAUAAAAUGACGUUCACGACGAAGUGCGCGUGUCACACGGCUGUUCCGAUUAAAUGUAAUGCACAUCAUGUAUAUAUCUGAUCGGAAUAGAUCACGUCACAUGUAAACAGUUGACCAGAGAUCUUCAACUGGAAUGAAUUCAAUCGGAAUGCCAAAAGAUCUGCACGUAAUUCUGGUUAUUGUCCAGAGGUGUUAAUGACAGUGUGAAUGGUUGUUUGUCUCCGCAUGUGCCGUGUGAUUGGCGGGCGACCAGUCCAUUUGAAUUUGUUUCCUGGUGUCUCACACUUUCCACACUCUGGGAUUAUUAUUUAUUUAUUUUUUUUAAACAAAAAAAAAAAAGAGGACAAUCCUUUGUGGACUCAACUGGGCCAACAUUGAUGCAACACACACGCUGCAAUAAAAACUGGAGUUCACACACAUGCACACGCAUAUACGCACACACACAGUAUUUAUAGCACCAUACAUCAGAGGAUAUAAACAUUUUUUUAGUAAGACUAAUAUAAAACUGAAAACUGUCUAAACCGCUAAUGUUGAAAAUAUUUUUUUUUUUUGCUCAAAAACCUUAAGUGCGUUGAUGCAGAUACACAUGCAUAGUAUUUAUAUCACCAUACUUUAGGAGACUUGACGAUAGUAUAUUUAUUUAUUUAUAAAUACAUCGGAACCUCUUUGGUCGAACACAAUCCGUUCUGGGAUGCCGGUCAACCUCCUAUUAGUUCAAAGUUCAGAACAAUAUUUCCAUCAUAAAACCUCUAUUAACUGUACAGACAAGGGUUUAGGUAACGUUUUAACAUUUUCAACCAUCGUACAAGUAUAAGAAUAUGUUAACUACAAUUAAUAUUCAAACUCCACAAAGGUAACAGAUGACUGAUAAUGGCGUAAUAAAUAAAGUUGUAGCAGUAGCUACACACAAGUGUACCAAAAAAAAGUUCUAAACAGUAAAAUGUAAAAAUAAUACCUCUGCCUUAACUUUGGUAACAAAUGACUCGGGCAUGUAUGAUGACACUGGAAUCUGACUGGCAUAAAUAUGAGGCCAACUUGACAUAACGGUUUAUACAAUUUUCUAAAUUCUUCUUUUCCCCUCAUGUUCUUCUUCUUUCAACACUCCUUAUUUAGGCUGCUACUCCUUUUCGAAUAAGUGUCCCCAGAAAAGCCAAAUGAACAACACGCAGUUAAUCCUAUGAUGCUCACUGUAAUGAGUUUAAGUUGACCUCUUGCGAAUAAUUCGUGACUCCCGUUGGGAUUUUGAGGAUGUUCAACUGGAGAGGUUCCACUGUGACAAUUUGUGUCUGAAGCCCACCAAUGGGCUUCAGUUACAACAUGUUGGGAAGUGUCUUCAUGUUAAACGGGAAAACUAAACUAUUUCUCAGCAGCCUGAACUAAAAUUGUUUUGUUUUGUUUAGUUGCGUAUUUGUAAGUAUAGUGAUGCAAAAACACACGCACACACCAGGGUGGCCUACCUGGUUGCUGCUGCUGCUGACUUUUCACCUUUGACCUCACCACUGUUUGCCGCCGGCUCCUGAUUGGCUGCCUGCGGGCUCCGAGCUCAACCGGGGUUGGUCGAUUCAGGUGCAUAACUUAAACAUACGCUGACCAGCCACAGCUUUGUUAACACUUGCAAAAUAUGAUCUCUCAUACAAGAGCUGUAUCAAAUAUUGUGCCUAUACAAAGAUAGGAAUGUUCAGUUUUGAUUGACACUGUCAGUGAUGUAUUGAUUUAACAAUUGAAAAUCUUCAUUAUUGUGUUUGUCAUUUUCAAUGGUGGGGAACUGCAUUAGAUCAUAAUGACAGCUGUGUAUAUUUCGCUUACUUCAUCGAGACAUUGCUCUCUGUGAGCAUUUUUACCUUGGUGAACCAGAAUUUUGAAUAUGGCGCAUGUAUAUUAUACAGUACUGUGCCAUUGGUCAUGAUGCUCCGGCUGGUCGGUGACGCGUCAUGGGAAAUGUAGUCAGUGUGUGGAGGCAAAAAAUUAAAAAGCCUCAUGUUUAACUUAACUGGCCACUAAAUGCAUUUAUCUUGGUAUUGUUCAUGUUAUUUAUUUUGUUGAAACACUGUGAUUUUAUUUGUGCAUAUAUAAACAGGAAGCCUUGAACAUCCAGCUUAAAGCUGCGUUUGUUUCGUGGGGUGUUACGUUC